UCACUCUUCCUCGUCUGAAGCCUCGUCAUUGGAUCGCUCUGAAGCGCUUCUCACUCAACCUGUGCCUCCCUCGGACCGACUUGACACGCCCUCGAACCGUACUUUCUCUUCUUCUUCCUCAAACUGUACUUCCUCUGUCUCAAAUCCUCCUGCUUCGCCCGUGGACCAGUGCUCGCCUUUUACGACUCGGUCUUCUUGUCCCUCGCCUCGCCCUUCUGCAUCUUCGAUUGACCCGCCUGCGCCCUCGACUCGCCCUGCUUCACCCUCGACCGCUCCAGCCUCUCGCGUUCCGUCAGCUGACCGUGUCUGCGAGGCCUCGUUGCUUUCCGAAGGCGAGUCCGACGUUCUGCUUUCCGACAUGGACGUUGAUCCGGCGGAAGGGCGCACGACCUCGUACGAAGAGGCGGGUACUUCCCCAUACCAUCGUGCUACUCCUGGCCCUUUGCUCGGUACCUGCGAAUCAGGUCCCUGUCGCUCUUCUUCGCCGCCUGCGUCAGACUUGGGCGAUACGCUGGACUUUGACGAUGACGGCGACUUCAAUGCGCAAGACCGACCAUAUGUUCACGAGAGCGGAUGCGUCUUUAGCGCGCCACUAGAUAUGCCUCCCAGUCGAGGCGAUGGUCAAGGUCCCUCCGAUCCGCGCGACGCCUCCCCAACUUAUGCGUCGCAUGAAGCCUCCUCGAUCAUUCGAAGUACUCCUCCGGACCCCCAUGAAGGCGACCUCUCCCACAACGAAGUUACGCUGGAACUCGACGAAUCUGAUUGUGCCAUGGACGACGAAGUCAACUGCGCCCUGUCCUAUGGCGCGUCUUCCGCAGACAAUGCGCCCUCCGAUAGCGCCGGAGCCCCUUGCGCCCUUGACGAGGUCACCUUACCUGUCAACUGUGAUAGCCUUUCCGUCAGCAGUGAUGCCCUCCCUGUCAGCGGUCGUGCUCUCUCUGCCGGCGGUGUCGACUUUCCUAUCAGCGCUCUCACCCAUCACUUUAGCGCUCCCACUUCGCCGCUCAACAGUCUCACCCCUCCUCUCAGCGGCCCUGGGCUAGCCUUGAACGUGGCAACUUCGCGUAUAGAUGACGCUCGGCAAGGUUCGUGCGCAGCCCUUCCAGGCUUCGACGAAGGCGCCUUGUUGCCGGAGCGGCGCGUCUUGUGCUCGGAGGGGCGCGUGCGGUGCCCGGAGAGGGACACCGUGCACCUAGGCAAGGACACCAUGGACCCAGAGACGGACGCCCUAUGCGCGGAUACCAAGAGAGGCUCCAUGCACUCGGUGCAAUCCUCCCCCAUAUCGCCACAGGACGAUAUCUGGUCCGACAAUGACCUCGAGGUGUUGACAGUGGUUGCCGAAGCGGGUCAGCCGCGCCUGGGCGCCUCGAGUGCUGGAUUGAAGGCCGGCGGACAGGAGCUGGGCUGGAAGGCGGAUCUGGCGGGCGAUAUGCUUCAUCUGACGGACGAUGUACUCGAGGAUCUAUCCGACGACGCGCCCUUCCACGAGAAGGAUGACGAGUCGGAUCGGGAGCAAGGACGCUGGCGACUCGGAGGGGAGACUGCGGGCUCCUUGGAUGUUCUGUGGAAAGCUGGAGUGUUUUCGCACGACGAAGGUCUGCUCUCCGACAGCGAUGACGAUCUACGAUAGCUGGUCUUGCGGUACGUACCGAUACCUACUCUAAACUGAGUUCGAUUUGGGCUUCGUCUAUCUCUGUUAUGUCUUCGCCACGAGUUCAACGCAAAACGAGCGCCCGUCCGUCUCAAGAUAGACUUCAAUGAAGUGAGUUGCCAGGUCUAGAGCGCGAGCCAUUCAAGGUUGGAUUGCUUUGGGAUAUCCGAGGGCGGGUUGCCGUGUGCACAGCCCCGUGGCUGAUGCCAAUGCUGCGCUGCGAUGUUGACGUGGAGGCAUUGGAGCAAUCCUGGGGUCAUUAUUGGGCU
Messenger RNA from Schizophyllum commune H4-8, 1920 nucleotides. RefSeq lists its product as uncharacterized. Bases 359 to 1630 code for a protein of 423 amino acids. NCBI's taxonomy places the organism in Eukaryota, Fungi, Basidiomycota, Agaricomycetes, Agaricales, Schizophyllaceae. The record is from RefSeq and is a predicted model, not a curated record. The transcript has a single exon.